AUGUCAAUAACAUAAUUACGCUGUAUUAUCAGUAAAUAAAUCUACAAUGAGUGUAGCCUCAGUUAGUUUGAUUCUGAAAAAUCUUGGCUGAAUUCUUUGAUCUUAAAUGAAACGAGCUGUCGGUUGAGCUAGGAUCCGACUUACUUUUUAAACCAACAGUAAACGCUUAUUAAAGGUUUGCGGGAAAUUCAAACUUUACCAUUCUACUACAAAUGCGAACAAUCUUUGAUAUGGUUUUUCGGCUUAUGGCAUCAAUUUUCUUCGUGUUCUCAGUUGUGAUUUGUUCCAACGUCGUUUUGUAUUUAUCUUUGAGUGGUGUAAACGUAGUUGAAGCUAAAAAAACGUCAGGGAGGGUGACAUGGGAACGGUAGAAUUCGGUCUGAUGUUUCAUUUCGUACGUUCCGAAGUCAGCGAAGAAUGUCAGCUGUUCGUAACUCAAUAUGGAUGUAGAAUAACAGUAGCAAAGAGUGUUCAGUGUGUGUACUGGUUUAGAGAGUUUUUUUGUUGCCAAGGUCGUAUAAUAAAUCCUACGAAAAAUUUGUUUCUUCGGGGAGUCCUUCGAUUUAUGCAAAAUCUAGCGCGCAACGUGGAUGUGUUGACACAGGGAUUUAAAUACGGUAUAUCAGGACUCAUGAACCUCGCAAAUCAAACCGCGGAUCCUCAGAGUGGUGUUUUCUUUGUAAAUUUCAAUCAAGAUUGCACAUCCCUCGCAGUUGGUACAAAGUCUGGGCACAAAAUCUUCUCCCUCAACUCUGUUGACCAGUUGGAAAAGAUCUACGAAAAUGAUUCUGAAGACAUAUGCAUCGUGGAACGUUUGUUCAGCAGCAGUCUUGUGGCAGUGGUCAGCCUGUCCUCCCCCCGUAAGCUGAAAGUAUGUCAUUUCCGAAAAGGCACCGAAAUUUGCAACUACAGUUAUUCCAAUACGAUUCUGGCUGUGAAACUGAAUAGAGCGAGAUUAGUGGUAUGUCUUGAAGAAUCAUUGUAUAUCCACAACAUCCGUGACAUGAAGGUGCUGCACACAAUUCGUGAUACCCCUCCAAACCUCGCAGGACUUUGCACGCUCUCCAUAAAUAGCGAUAGUUGUUACCUUGCCUAUCCUGGAUCCAAUACUAUAGGAGAAGUUCAGAUAUUCGAUGCAAUCAAUCUUCAAGCAAAAACGAUGAUACCAGCACAUGACAGUCCAUUGGCAGCCCUAGCUUUCAAUCCAACGGGAAACAAAGUAGCAACAGCUUCGGAAAAGGGGACUGUUAUCAGAGUAUUUCAUGUACACGACGGUGCUAAAUUAUUUGAAUUCCGGCGAGGUGUGAAGAGAUGUGUAUCUAUCAGUAGCCUUGCAUUCAGUAUGGACUCUUUAUUUCUUUGCUGUUCUAGUAAUACUGAAACUGUACAUGUCUUUAAACUGGAAGAACCCAAAGAAGUACCAGCUCCUGAAGAAGCCCAAAGCUGGAUGGGUUAUUUGACAAAGGCAGUAUCGGCUUCGGCGAAUUAUCUACCAUCCCAGGUGACGGAUGUCUUUAAUCAAGGUCGAGCUUUUGCCAGUGUACAUCUUCCGUUCCAGGGCCUCAGGAACGUCUGUGCCAUUACGAAAAUCCAAAAAGUACUGAGGUUAUUGGUGGCCAGCGCAGAUGGAUAUCUGUACGUUUAUAAUCUCGAUAUGGCAGAAGGAGGAGAUUGCACGCUACUCAAGCAGCACAGAUUGGAUGGAAAGCAGGAUGAAGUAGAUGGUCCAACUGUAUCAACGAUGGCGCCUGGGACAGGUGAAGCACCCGCAGUAGCUCAGACAGUACAAAAUACAGAUUGUGUUACAUGAAAAAAGCACAUUCUCCUGUACCUCUAACGGAGUCUUCAAGGACAAGAAAUCAACGCAGGUUUUACAAAACUAUAAAUUUUCCAAAAUACAUGUAACGUGCCAUCUUUAUUCACAAGUUAAUUUAUUGAAUUUAUUUAAUUUCUCACAAUAAUAAUAGAUGUACUUUGAUAACUUCUAGUUAAAAUUUCAAUUAGACCUGUUCAGCUGUGAUUCUAAAUUCAUAAGUUUAGUCAGAAAUACGAUAUCACAUUGCGCGUCUAUGCAACUAGCUGUGAUGGAUGGAGAGAGAAGAAAUAUCCUAUCCUACUUGUUCUCCAAUCACUCAGAACUCGCAAAAUAGUUAAUUUUUCUUUGCUUCUUUUUCCCAGCUCUUCUUCUCUGUUCUAUUAUGAUUUUUUCAUUUUUUAUUUUAUCUGAAAGAUUUUUUUUUCAUAAUUUUUUUAUUACUGCACACACUUAUGCACAUUUCUUUGACUGUAGAAAUAAAAAAAAAAUCAAACCGGAAUUGUAGUCGAGGAAUCUUUGAAUAUAUGUGCAAAAUAUUCACAUUACUAUUAAGCUUAAUUUACUGUGUAAAAUAGUUCCUCGAACUGCCAAUUUUUGGAAACUUCCAUUAUAGUUGUUGACAUAAUUGUAGAUAAUGGAGUUGCAAAAGCUUUGUAAAAUUACAGAAUAAUUUCAAGUCAGCUGCCUAUCGAUAUAAUUAUCUACAUUGUCAUCUCAAAAUCGCGAUUGAAAUUUUCUCACCCCUUUUUUUGGAUAUAGACGAUCGAUGGGAUCACAGUUAUUGAGCACCCAUAGAUAUCGAGUAUUGUUGAAGAUAUUUUGAACCGUACAUCGGAGUAGUUCGGCAUGGUUACAAAGUUGUAAUAUUACAAGAGUAGAUUCGAUUCUCACUUACGAUUAGAUUAGUUGCUUCCUCCAACUACGAUGAGAGCUGUUUAUUUAUCGUACCCUCUGUCCGUUGCGAUAACGUCCAAAAAUAAAAUUGAGACAUUAUUGCUAAUUUUCCUAAUCGCUUCUAACCCCCUUACGAUACUAUGGAUCUCUUGGGGGAUAGUGAGCCUCAGUUGACCUCACUUGAUGUGUAUAUAUUUUUUUUUCUUUUUAUUAUCUGCGGAAGGCUGCAUAAAUAGCUACGCGGGUGCAUUGCGCGGCCGUUCGCCAGACUCCAUGUCAGGUACUGGUAUGUCCUCUUUCUCCCCCACUUCUCACUUUCUUACCAUAAUCUGAUUCAAUCAAUGUAAUCAUUCAUACCUGGUGUCCUCUCUCUUCGUCUCACUAUAUAUACCACGAUCAUUUUUACUUUGCCAACGGAUUAGCUUACCACUCUGCUUCGACACAUACAUACACAUGUAUGUAUAUUUAUAUCUCUCAAAUCUCACAUAUCUAGCCGUGCAGAUACAAACUUCGAUUACAUCAUUUUUUGGGGUAUGCUUGGACGUUUGUGAAAAAACCGCUUAACUUAAUAAUCCCUUGAAAAUGCAUUGGACUAUUGGUGCAAAGACUUUCGAAGAUUUCCUGUAUUGUUACUACUUAAAAUUCCCCUUUUUAUUGCAUGGAAUCACAUAGUAAAUUUUUUUCCUACGAGAUGUGGACCAAGAAUUGAUGUGCAAUACUUUAUAGCGUGUUACAAAAUCAUUCAAAAAAUUUAAUACUUCAUUGGAAUUUCGUAACUCACAUUACGAACCUAUACACAUGAUCUAUACAUAUCGAAUCCAAAUGAGAACAGCACACAUGCAUUAUCAAUAAUAAAAGCAACGAUCAUUUCACAUAAUUAGAAUAAAAUUAAUCAAUUCUAUUCCCAAGACGACGAUAAAAAAUUAGAAAUAAAUAAAACUUCGAAAAUGGCAGUAAAAACAAUUUGGUUUGGUUUGAAAUAGAGAAUAGUUUUCGUGGAUGACUUGUCUUGCAACUGAUUUAUGUUCAGUCGGAAAGGUAUUUAUAUUUUAUUAUAUGUUGAUUCGUUAAUUUAUUUUGUUUUUUGAUUAGUUAUAAUAUACUUGGUAAAUUUAUGUCUCAUGCCACGCUUUGACAUUUGAAGUACAUCGGACGUCUAUUAUCUAUGGAGGGAUGUUUGUCUUUUCGAAUCGUUUACGUGUUACGAUAUUAAGAGAUUCGUCAUUCUUUCCAAGUAUUUAUAUCACUCCAACGCAAAAUGAGGGGGGCAUUUGUCGGAAGCGUAAAAUUCAAUAUCGUCAACUUGAUUUUCACGAAAGCUUAUAACGUGUUGAUCGAAAAACUUCUUUUUAUUUACAAUUCUCGCUUUUGAAUAUUCAUAUCAUAUCCCCCAUUGAUAAAAAUAUAGCAACUGCGUGAACCAUAUUGAAAAAUCUUCAAUUCACCCGUGGAAUCAUUAAAUAUAUCUACUGUUUAUAUUACUCGUUUAUAUAUCGUCAUAAUCACAGAAUGUCAUUGCGUAUAUUACUCAUACAUAAAUUUAAUUUAAUUAUGUAAACAAAAAAUAUAUCUUCAGUAUUAUUAAUCUUAGUAAAAUGAUUUAUAGAAUCAGAAAAGUUUCACGAGAUGGUAGCUGCUACAGAGAGUCCACCAAAAGGUGGAUUUCGUUUGGACGACGAUGCUGAAUUUCCACCGGUUACACAAAGGACCGAUUGAAUGCUUUGUUUUACAUAUCUUAUGAGGAGAAUUCGAAUGACGAAAAACAAAAUGGCGAAUAUAAGAAAAAAAAGGCGCAGUGGACCAUUUUCUGACAAUUUGAGCAGGCGAUCAAGAAACACGCCUAUUUACUUCAUUUAUAUUUUUUUCAAAACAUGGUGUUAAUGUAAAACUGUUUUUAUGAAAAAAUAUAGCAUGAGAUUUUUUAGUUGAAUAAUUGAUGACUCAAAAAUAAAAAAAAACAAACUGAAAACGGAAAAUAUAUAAAUAAAUAAAUCAACAUAUAAGUAAUUACGUGAGUUUUACUGUUGAUCAAACAUAUUAGGGGUUGCAUUCUUAGCAUUUUGUUUCUUUAAUUUAUUUUCUUUGGUUCAGUUACAAAUUGAAAUUGGUGCCAAUUGUAUACCCACUCGGAUGCAGGAAGAAAAGAGAGAACUUUUCAAGUUUGAUUGAUUAAUUGAUCAAUUAAUAAUUUUAUUGUAUAUUACGUAGAGCACUGUGUUUACUGUAACUAUAAUCUGUAUGUCACGAAGUGAAUUUGUAUCUUCAUUUACUAUAGUAGACGGGGCAUUCGGCAUUUUUAUUUGCUAGGCCAGUGUAAUAGAUCUACGAUAAUUUGGAAGUUUUAUACUAACUCGUCUUGUUUGAUAAAUAGCGUUAAUUUUAUAAAGAUUAAGUAUAAUGACAAAAAACAAUAAAAAAAGAUAAAAAAAUAAAAAUUAAAUGAUGAAGAGGAAAAAGCCAAUUAAUCACUGUAAAUACGUAAGCUUAUUGUAUCGAUAUUGUUAUGUAUAAUUUCUUACCAACAUAUAUUAUAUGAGUACGCUAGCAAAUUAUAGCCAAUUGUUUUUCAUUAUCAAAA
Molecule: messenger RNA, 5288 nt
Organism: Athalia rosae (coleseed sawfly)
Lineage: Eukaryota; Metazoa; Arthropoda; Insecta; Hymenoptera; Athaliidae
Gene: Atg18a
Product: WD repeat domain phosphoinositide-interacting protein 2
Exons: 10
Coding region: 359-1810 (483 amino acids)
Biological process (GO): nucleophagy; protein lipidation; autophagy of mitochondrion
Cellular component (GO): phagophore assembly site membrane; extrinsic component of membrane; cytosol
Molecular function (GO): phosphatidylinositol-3-phosphate binding; protein binding; phosphatidylinositol-3,5-bisphosphate binding
Source: RefSeq, a predicted model, not a curated record